Messenger RNA from Drosophila pseudoobscura, 4233 nucleotides. RefSeq names its product protein bunched, class 2/F/G isoform. Bases 1 to 1452 code for a protein of 483 amino acids. The record is from RefSeq and is a predicted model, not a curated record. The transcript has 6 exons. Lineage: Eukaryota; Metazoa; Arthropoda; Insecta; Diptera; Drosophilidae.
AUGCGCAAUCUGCGUUGUCAUGCCGGACACGCGUCCGUCGAUACUGCGGAGUUGGCUUUAAGUGCACUUUGGCCCUCUAAUCCGGUCAGUGUGUGGUUGAGACCAUCGUCACUGCGCAAAUCAUCCUCCUCCAGCAGCAGCAGCAUCAACAACGCCUGCCCCCCGCCGCCGCCCACACCGCACCAAGUGAACACCAGCAGCAGCAGCAGCAGCACUCCGCACCAGACACAGACAUCGCCACAUUCCCAGCAUCAGCAUCCGCAUCCACACCAUCCGCAUCCGCAUCCGCACCAGCACCAGCACAGACGCAGUAGCAGCUCCAGUCACACCAGCCACGCGGAAAACACGAGUAGCUUGGCCACGAAACCGGCCAUCAAUUUGCUCGGCAAUCAACUGCAGGUCAACUACUUCGAGUUCCCGCCCGCCACUCGUCCGCCGGCUUCCGACCAGCCACUGUGGGUCAGUCGCGGUCGCAACACAGCCUCCACCCCGGCCCUGAACUCCAACUCCAGCAACAGUUACAGCAACAUCCACUACAGCUCGGCCGUUGCCAAAGCAGCCGCCUCAACAGCUUGUGCACUUCUUGCCACGUGCCACGUGUCCAGAGACUCCCCCCAACAUCAGCAAUACCACCACCAACAGCACCAACAGCACCAGCAGGAAGAACCACAAACACCAAGCAGCAUGGGUCGCCGUGAGAUAAAGCGCUCCAACACCAGUGGCUCCACCACCAGAUCCUACGACAGCGGCAGCGCAACCACAAAUUUUGUUGGGAAAUUCACACAGAGCGUGCGGCGGAUCGUUCAGGAUGUGAAGGACGAGGGUGCGCCGAGUGGAAUGACCCGGGACGAGGUAAUCGAAACCAAUGAAAGGCUGCGCUCACUCCGACUCCGAUUGGAGGAGUCCUACGAGACGGCCAAGCAAGCGCUCAUAAACCUCAUGAACAAAUACGGCGACUCGAAGAGCCAGCGCAACAUGUUCCAGCGCUAUCCCAUGCUCAAGUUGAUGAUAAAGGAAGUCAUUCGGCUGGAGACCCAGUACUGGACCCUGGUGGACAUACCGCGUCAGGAGAAGCAGGAGACUGUGCCCUCGUACGUUAUGCGCGCCUGCUCGAUCAUGGAGAAGACCCAGAAGUCAGGCGAGGGGGUGAAAACGUCAGCCAAGCUGGCCGACGAGGCGGCCGAGCGGCGGGAGCGGAUGGAGCGAUUGGAACACAUGACAACGGCUCAAAUCGAGCACGAGAACACACAGCUGAUAAACGAUUUGUAUCGCCUGCUGAAAAAGUAUCUGGGGCUGCGGCAUCUCAUCCGAGUACUAAAGGAAGAGUACGGCAGCUCAAAGAUGUAUCCGAUAUUUCCACGCUACACAAUGCUCAAGGACAUGAUAAAGGGCAUCAUGCACGACCCCGACUACAUGGAGGUGUGUCACGAAACGCUGGCCAACGCCAACUGAGCCGAGGCCACCGGAAAUGGCAGGCGUCGCAUGAGUGUCAUUUGAGAAGGGCCUAAAACUAAUACAAAUACAAAUACAAAUACAAACAGCAGCAUACACAGGCGCACGACCUGGGAGUAGGAGUUGGAUGGAGUCCAAGUACUGAUCCGUGUGUAUGCUGUAUUCGCAUGCGAGUUUCUGCCAUUCCGGGAUGUUUUAGAAAAUGUUCAGCAACUUCUUUGAGGCUCUUAGUCUCGCGAAUGUGCGGGCGAGUGAGUAAAACCAAUCCUUUUCGGUAAUUUUAGCCCACACUCAAAGGCAAACCAUGACAAACUAAUCAAACAACUAACUAACAAACUAUGUACACCCGUACCCCACCACCUACCACCUACCACCACCUACCACCAACUGAACAUGUAACUAUUUACACUACUCAACAAAGAACAAACACUUGGAUACUCUUCGGUACUAGAGUGCCAGCAAACAAACUAAAAGGCAUUUAUUUUAAUGAACUUUUGAGAUACAAGAAAAACAAAACAAAACAAAACAACCAACAAGAUGCAAAACACAACAUAUUUGUACGUAUAAUGACGAAAGAAUCGCUCAAGGUGAAUUCUGAAGAAAAGCCGAACCGAAAGUGUAUGUAACUUGUAACUACAACAGUAAACUGAAAAAUGAUGAUAUACCUAUGAACGAGUACCCUAUAUGUAAUAAGCAAGAUAUAUAGUAUGUAUAUGUGAAAUAAUCAAACUAACUACAGCAACAGUUGAUUGGGAGCAUAAUUCAUUUCGGAGGAUAGAUUUUAUCUUUGUUUCGGCUGGAUUUGGCCUAAAAUGUUCUACUCUAAAGCGAACUGGUUGAUUAGACCUAUAUUGAAUUACCUAUAUUAUACGAGCCCUGUCCCUAGAUGUAUUACUUACCUAGUUAGACAAUAUGCGGGAAAUAUUCCCAAUCCAAUUGAUGUGGGCGAGUGCGAUAGCUCGUUACACCUUUUAAGGCAACACCAAUCCGUGGCGACAUGGAGCAGCCGAUAUUCUAGAUCUUAACGAAUGUUAACUCCUGGUUUUGCCGAAUGCUUUAAGUGUGUAUCAAAACGUUCAGCUUUAAGUCCUUCAGUCCUAUGCAACCCAGAUAUAAUUACAUCCACAUCUACACACUCAUAGGCAUUGCUUAAUGCGUGUGUGUGUGCGUGCUGGUAAUUUUAAGCUUUAAGAGAGAUAUGUGUAUGUAUUUAUGUAUGUGUUGUUGUAACUAACGUGUAUAUGUAGCUUUGUAACCCAAUCCAAUCCCUAACCAACCGAAGGACACAACGCAAACACUCGAAUACAAAAGACCAAAGAAAAACCUUAGACGAGCUUACAACUUUAUACGAGAGCUAGCAAUUCACAAUUCACAAUUUCCAUUUUCAUUUCUUUUAUUAUUUACUCGUACAGAAGAGCAGCUAGCAAGUGUAAAUUACACAAACUCGUAAUGAACUGACACAGACAGAAUCUUGAAGAAGCCUUUCUAUGUCAGAACAACAACCACAGCAACAACAACAACAACUACAACUAAAAACUACAACUACAAUUCUGACACGCCCACCGAUACACAGAGGAAAAACCAAGCAAUUUAUAUACACACAAACAUAUCUGUACAUAAGUAUGUAUAUGUAUGUACAUAUAUCAGUAUUGCAGAAUAUCAGACGUAGACUUCCCUCAAUGGAAGUUUAAUUGAGUGCAUAAAUUAGACGAACAAUUGUUUGCCUGCCUAUUAUAUGCUUCACGGAGCUCAAUUGCUGGUUAAUUUAUCCACUUUGUGACGGGGCAUCCUUUUAAUGACCCCCCCUUAACGCUUUAAAUUGAAAUUGAAAAUAUCCCUGCCCCAGCGGCCUUUCGGGUCAGAAGUGGAACCACAGCGGGAGCUGACCACAGAGCUGACACAGAGACAGAGACAGCCCAUUGAACAGCCCUGUAAAACUAAUUAUGAAAAGUAAAUCAAAAUAGAUAAUUCAGUGUUGGGAGAAAUAGCCUAGCAAAUUAAUUAAAUAUGCAGAACACCAUAUUAACUCAAUUCAAAUUCAUUUAGAGCCGGGUUGAGCCCGUUGUUUGUGUAGUUAAAUGUUGGUUUUGAUGGUAGAUAAUGAAAUUUCGAAUGGAGAUAAAUAUGAAUCAAAGUGGCAAGUGUUAUGUUGUAUGCUUCUUGAUAAAAAUAUAUAUACAUAUUAUAAAACUAAAUGAAUACACUAUAUACAUACAUGCAAUUAUAGCCAACUAAUUGUAAUGUAAUGUAAGCAGAUCAGGAAAUAAUGUUAUGAAACUUAAUCAAAAUCUAUUAUUAUUAACAAAUAUUUGUACGGCUGUCCAGCCCAGUGUAUGUGUGUGCGUGAAUGUUACCAUUGUAAGCGCAUUGCAAUAUAGGAUAUAGAGACAACAGUUGGGCGAUAUUGAUAUUGAUGCAUACCCACAGAGACGACAUACAUAUGAACUAUACAUGGUUAUAUACAUACAUACAUAUAUAUGAUAAUGGUAUUCGUAUUAUUAUACAACUUAUACACGAUAAAAACACGAUAUACACUUCUACUUUACUGCAAUGCCCGAAUGCGGGCAACGAGAGCAGUCAGGAUGGGCAGUCAGUAGUCCUACAAAUCAAAAACUUCGUACAAUUUUACCUUUUCAACAUCUCAGUGUCUAACAAAAAGCAUUAAAUGUAACUCCGCAAUGGAAGCUACCAAUAUAUUGGAUGUAUAAUUAAAUACGAGUAUAUGUGUCGAGACACGCUAUAAUACGAGCAAGUCGAUAAAUAUAUUGAUAUUCAAACGGA